UGACCUAUGUGGGCCAGGAUUGUCUUCCAUUGAAAUAUAAUUUUCUCAUAUCUUUGCAUUUGGAAGCAGGUGCAAACCAGCUAUUUUUCUUUUCCAAUAUUCAGAUUUCAGCGACCAUAUUGGGGGAAGCAGGCUUCAUUUUCUGAAUUUUCUUUGUUUUGACUUGUGAAUGCUGACGAAUGGAACGCUACAUGACAUCAGUCGAAAGCCUCCUGAUGUGUAGAGAUGUUUACAUGCGUGAAUAAAACGGAGGUGUGUGCUAGGGGUCAGGGUUGUGAUUUGGGGGAGCAUUUAGGCAAUUCAUAGGGUCAAACAGCUGAUAAAAUUAUAAAUAGGAUCAGCCUGUCCGCAGAGUUCACCAAGUGAAUUUGCUCAAAAACAUAUCAUGUAGUUGAACUUUAUUUGUCAAAAUAUUAGCUUAAGGAAGAAUAUAGUGCUAAGUUUUUGCACACUGUGCUCUACAAAGUGCAAAUGGCGACAACAGUUGCACCUCUCUGCAGUUGGCUUAUUGCUGCAUGCGUUUCUAGGACUGUAUUUGAAGUUUCUUGCAAUGAGCCAAAGGCCAUGUCUUCUCCUCUGGGAAGGAGAGCUAAAAGGCGAAUUGGCCGGUCCAGACAGCUGUCAUCAAAUUAUAUGUCGACUCUCUUUUGUAAGGAUCAUGCAGUACCAGGAGGAAGUUUGGUUGGCUUCUGUGGCUCGAGCCUUCAAGGUUUGGGUUCUUGCUUUUCCUUUGAAGCAUGUCCAGAGUACAAUAACUCAAAGAGGUCCCAGUUUUUUCCAGACAGUUUCUUUGGAUCCAAACCUAUGAAGACUGGUUGGAGACGGCGGAAAUUAAGAGCUACAGGCAGAGCAAUGGCUGUUGCUGUGCAACCUGUGAAAGGUGCACCAGAGAAGAAAAAAAUGACUACUAAACAAAGAAGAGUAGUUGUGACUGGAAUGGGUGUUGUGACUUCCCUUGGUCACGAUCCAGAUACUUUCUACAAUAAUCUUCUUCAGGGAAAGAGUGGUAUCAGUGAAAUCGAGAGCUUUGACUGCAAGGAUUUUCCAACUAGAAUAGCAGGUGAAAUAAAGUCAUUUUCAACAGAUGGUUGGGUUGCACCAAAACUUUCAAAACGAAUGGAUAAAUUUAUGCUUUACAUGCUUACUGCUGGAAAGAAAGCACUGGCAGAUGGCGGAAUGGAUGAGGAAGUACUCAAAGAUUUGGACAAAUCGAAAUGUGGAGUUUUGAUUGGUUCUGCAUUGGGUGGAAUGAAGGUAUUCAAUGAUGCAGUAGAAGCACUAAGGAUUUCUUACAGGAAAAUGAACCCAUUUUGUGUACCUUUUGCUACAACAAAUAUGGGAUCUGCAAUGAUGGCAAUGGAUCUGGGAUGGAUGGGUCCAAACUAUUCUAUAUCUACUGCUUGUGCAACAAGCAAUUUCUGUCUCAUAGGUGCUGCAAAUCACAUCAUUCGAGGAGAAGCUGAUGUCAUGCUCUCUGGUGGUUCUGAUGCUGCAAUUAUUCCAAUUGGUCUUGGGGGAUUUGUAGCUUGCAGAGCAUUAUCGGAAAGAAAUGAUGAUCCCACAAAAGCAUCGCGGCCAUGGGAUGCUGAUCGUGAUGGGUUUGUCAUGGGGGAGGGAGCAGGAGUUCUUCUUUUGGAGGAAUUAGAACAUGCGAAGAAAAGAGGAGCAAAGAUUUAUGCUGAGUUUCUCGGAGGAAGUUCUACAUCUGAUGCUUAUCAUAUGACAGAGCCUCAUCCAGAAGGCACAGGUGUCGUCUUAUGUAUAGAAAAGGCUUUGCAUCAAGCAGGUGUAAGUAAAGAAAGUGUAAACUAUGUGAAUGCUCAUGCAACUUCAACUAAAGCUGGUGAUUUGCAAGAGUACAAAGCCUUGAUCCGUUGUUUUGGCAAUAAUCCUGAGCUGAAGGUGAAUUCUACAAAAUCGUUGAUUGGACAUUUGCUGGGUGCAGCUGGAGCUGUAGAAGCCGUUGCAACUGUCCAGGCCAUUCGCACAGGUUGGGUCCAUCCCACCAUCAAUCUUGAAAAUCCUGAGAAAGAUGUGGUGAAAUCCACGGCAAUGGCGAUGAAAAUGAUAGAUAUGCCACUGGCUAGGACAGCUAUGUGGGAAAACUUGGGCCAAAUGUGGCUUCAUAAUAGAUUAUUUAUGAUUACAAGCUACAUGCUUAUGAAUGAUUUUAAGAAAAACUUAAUUUGGUUGGACUCUUCUUAAAUGGGUAUAUGAGUACUCUCGAGUUAAAGCAUUGGCUGCAAGCUAGAGCCUACAUCAAGUAAGUUGAAUUUUGGAUUUGUAGGUUAUUAUUAACAUAUUUUGUUUUUCUUCUUCAUCAUUUAACUCCUUAUAUUUGGAAAUACUAGCAUUUGCAUAGUUUAAACCUAGAAAGUGCAAUGUUUGUACUGAUAAGAAAAUGAUGGUAUUAUUGAUAGACAUCAUACUGAUUGAGAUGUA
Molecule: messenger RNA, 2442 nt
Organism: Cryptomeria japonica (Japanese cedar)
Lineage: Eukaryota; Viridiplantae; Streptophyta; Pinopsida; Cupressales; Cupressaceae
Product: 3-oxoacyl-[acyl-carrier-protein] synthase II, chloroplastic
Exons: 16
Coding region: 472-2205 (577 amino acids)
Biological process (GO): fatty acid biosynthetic process
Molecular function (GO): 3-oxoacyl-[acyl-carrier-protein] synthase activity
Source: RefSeq, a predicted model, not a curated record